AUGGCGGAUAAGAAGGAUUAUGCAGCCAUCGUCGAACUCGAGAAGCAAAUCGCCGACAAUGCGUCAAACUUUCAAAAAUGGAAAAAUGCGAAUGCAUUACAAAGAGGAUCGGUAGAGUACAAUGAUGGUGUCACACGAUUCACAGAUUGGGACCGAGAUCUACGAGCGAGGCUUGCAGCUCAUCAAGGAAUAAAUGUCGAAUCAGGUCCGAAAAGUAUUGACGCAGUGCUCGACGAACUUCUUGACAAAGUUGACUUGACGGGUUUUGCACAAGCGAUCCAAAUCGCCAACACAGCAGAUCCAACCUUCUAUCCAAGUUUGAAUCAAGGAUUCCUAAACUUCAAGAUGAAACCGACAAAACCUGUCUUCCAAAUGACGAGGCCUCAAUAUUAUCCGGCUUUUGCAUCUAGUCCAUAUGCCUAUGCCGCUCCACAAGUUGCACCACCUACUGUACCAGUAUUCAGAACCAUCCCAAGCAACAUUAUCACACUCCAACGACCAGUUUCACCAGUCCGUGACUAUCAGAAAAAGACUGGAGCACCAUUCCGCGACUUCAGCGUCUGA
Molecule: messenger RNA, 564 nt
Organism: Caenorhabditis briggsae
Lineage: Eukaryota; Metazoa; Nematoda; Chromadorea; Rhabditida; Rhabditidae
Gene: Cbr-sna-1
Product: Protein CBR-SNA-1
Exons: 5
Coding region: 1-564 (187 amino acids)
Source: RefSeq, a predicted model, not a curated record